AACAGAAGGAGGGAGUGUGAGACAGAGACGGUAGGAGAUCUCCGUGCAGGUACCUGUUAGAGCGCAGGAUGAUCAGAUUAAAGGUGUCAGGGUUUGUUAAUCUGUGAGGGAGGAACAGGCUUCGCCACUUGCGCACAUCGCCCCAUUCAUCGCCAGCGACGGGAAGCGGAGGAGAUUGGAUACUGACGCGCAUCGGGGAAUUUCCCCCCCUUUUCUCUUCCCUAUACAAUGGACACCUGCAGGGUACCAACCUGGAUAUGCCUUCUUCUGCUGUGGCAGGAGGGAUGUUUGGCAUCCCAGUUCCCCACACAGCUCAUGAUUAAAGAAUGGGUUGAGCAAAUGCAGAAAGAGCUUGUCACCUUGGCAGACACAGCCACAGCUGGGAAGAGCCUUACCGAGAUUUUUCUGAGAAACAGGAACCUCUAUACUGUAGAGCAAAAUGAUGCAGAAGAGCUGGUGGCCAGAGCAGCCAGGAACAUAGAACAGCUGUUGCAGAAGAGGUCUGCUGCCUUGGAGAAACUGGCCACAGCUGCUGAAGUGUUCCAGAAGGAGCAUGUUUGGAAAGAUGAAUUUGAGGCUGAUGAAAUUUCCUACUACAACGCAAAAGACAAUCUGGAUGCAAAUGAGACAGAGGGAAGAAAAUACAGGAUUCGACCAGACUUUAAAGAGGACCCUUCAUUCAAACGUUUAACUGAUCACAACCAUACAGCUGUCCAUAUUCCUACUGACAUCUAUGAUGGCUCUACUAUUGUACUGAAUGAGCUCAACUGGACAGAGGCAUUGGAGGAUGUCUUUAAAAAGAACAGAGAGGAUGAUCCAACACUCCUCUGGCAGGUGUUUGGCAGUGCUACAGGCCUAGCCCGCUACUAUCCAGCCUCUCCGUGGAUGGAUGCUCGCAAAACUCCCAGCAAAAUUGAUCUGUAUGAUGUCCGCAGGAGGCCAUGGUAUAUUCAAGGGGCUGCUUCACCCAAAGAUAUGCUAAUCCUUGUGGAUGCAAGUGGGAGUGUCUCUGGUUUAACCCUCAAACUAAUCAGAACAUCUGUCAGUGAGAUGCUGGAGACACUGUCUGAUGAUGACUAUGUAAAUGUUGUUUAUUUUAACACCAGGGUGAAGAACACAGCCUGUUUUGACCAUCUGGUUCAGGCUAACGUGAGGAACAAAAAGCUACUGAAAGAUGCAGUGCAAAACAUUACAGCCAAAGGAAUUACAAAUUACACAAAAGGCUUUGAGUUUGCUUUUGAGCAGCUUAAUAUGACUAAUGUGAGCAGAGCAAACUGCAACAAGAUCAUCAUGCUUUUUACGGACGGUGGAGAGGAACGAGCUCAGUCCAUACUGAAAAGAUAUAAUUCAGACAAAAAGGUCAGAAUCUUCACCUUCUCAGUCGGACAACACAACUAUGAUAAAGGACCCAUUCAGUGGAUGGCCUGCUCCAACAAAGGUUACUUCUAUGAGAUUCCUUCCAUCGGAGCCAUCAGAAUUAACACACAGGAAUACCUGGAUGUCUUAGGAAGGCCCAUGGUGCUAGCAGACAAACAAGCCAAACAAGUCCAGUGGACUAAUGUAUAUCUUGACGCUCUGGAACUUGGUCUGGUCAUCACUGGAACAUUGCCUGUUUUCAAUAGAACAAAGACGGUUGAUGACAAGAACAAAGAGAUUCAGAAUCAGUUAAUUUUGGGUGUAAUGGGAAUUGAUGUAUCACUUGACGACAUCAAGAAACUCACACCACGCUUCACGAUUGGUCCCAAUGGAUACUACUUUGCUAUUGAUCCUAAUGGAUAUGUCCUGCUGCACCCAAAUCUCCAACCAAAGAAAAGGAUUCGCAACAGGAAGCUCAGGCUCAAUAAUAAGUACAUUGUCACAUUUCAUGAGGAGCCUGUGACCCUGGACUUCCUUGAUGCAGAGCUGGAAAAUGACAUAAAAGUUGAGAUUAGAAGAAUGAUGAUUGAUGGGGAGAUAGGAGAAAGAACUAUUGACACUUUAGUGAAAACUCAAGAUGAGAGAUAUAUAGACAGAGGGGUCAGAACCUACACAUGGGCUCCAGUCAAUGAAACAGAUUACAGCCUGGCUCUUGUUUUACCUAAAUAUAGUGAAAACUUCAUUCAAGCUAAACUUGGGGAUGAUAUAAAACAAGCCAUCUCUUCACCUUGGGGGGAGGAAGCUAUAGAGACUAUCCAGCUGGAGAAGUUUGACAAUUUUGGUUACACCUACAUAGCUCCAAGGGAAUACUGCAAAGAGUUGAAGCUGUCACUCAACAACACCCAGUUUCUACUCGACUUCCACCAGUACAUUGAUAAAAGUACUGCAGAUGCAUGCAAUGAGUCACUAGUGAAACGACUCAUCCUUGAUGCAGGUCUGACAGCUGAACUGGUUAAAGUUUGGAAAGAGCAGUUAGUGGAUGGAACGGUGGCAAGGUUUGUCGCAACAGAUGGAGGAAUCACUAGAGUUUUUCCAAGAAGUGCUGGAGAAGAAUGGACAGAGAAUCCUGAGACAUAUGAGUCCAGCUUCUACAAAAGGACUUUGGACAAUGAAAUAUAUAUAUUCACAGCCCCAUCUUUCAACGCAGAGUUCAGGGAGCCUAUAUCUGAAUCCGGGAUCUUGGUGAGCAAAGCCAUAGACCUUUUCAUCGACGAUGUCAUGCUUAAACCAGCAGUGGUGGGAAUAAAACUCAAUGUCUCCUUCUGGAUGAGCAGUUUUAUCAAUGCAACUCUGAAAUUUAACUGUAAGGAUGAGAUUUGUGGCUGUCUCAGGAAUGACAAGCAUGUGGACUGUGUAAUAUUGGAUGAUGGAGGCUUUCUUCUCAUGUCAAAUCAAGAGGAGUAUAUUUCCCUGAUAGGUCAGUUCUUCGGUGAGGUAGAUCCAGUGCUGAUGAUAAACUUAGUCAACACAUCCCUAUACUCCUUCAAAAAGACAUAUGACUAUCAGUCUGUGUGUGACCCAGAAAAAGACAACAAGGCGGCUGCAGGACUGCGCUCCAUAUAUGUGCCUACUAUUGCCGAUUUCCUCAGCAUAGGCUGGUGGGCCUCCAGUGCUGCUUGGUCAAUACUUCGACAGCUGUUGUUUGGUCUUCUGUUCCCAAACCUUGUAGAAGAGGUGGAGUCAGCAGACGAUGACAUACCAGAUGCCAUGUUCAAAGAAAGCUGCAUCACAGAGCAGACUCAGUACUUUUUUGACAAUGAUGAAAGAUCAUACUCAGGUGUAUUAGACUGCGGAAACUGCUCCAGAAUGUACCGUGCAGAGAAGCUUCCAAACACAAACUUGGUGUUUCUGAUCACCGAUGCCAAGGCCACAUGUUUAUCAUGUGACCCCAGGCCACUUCGACAAGCCGAGCAACCUUCUGAAGGACCAAAUCCUUGUGAGCUGGCUCAGAACCCAAGAUACCGCAAAGGACCUCCUGAUUGCUUUGAUAAUAAUCAAAAUGAGGAUGAUUCUGAUUGUGGAGGAGGGACCUACCUAAACCCGAGUUUCUGGUCUGUCCUCUGCCUUCAACUACUGCUCUGGCUCACCACAUUUUUACAGCAGUCAUGACCUCGUUCACAGUUAAUCAUCACAUUUCAUGGGAGACCAUAAGACAUGCACUUGCGCCAUACAGGAUGUAUGCAGAAAUGUGCAACAUGAGAAAAACAAUCUCAGCAUUUUCAUUUUUCAAUGCCAAAGGGUGCUCAUCCAUUUCCUGCUUAUCGUUUUUAAAAGUGGAAACACAUUUACUGAAAUCAGCUGCAAACCUGUCCAUCAUCUACGACUUAAAUCUCUCUUUGGUGCAAAUGUAAGAGCUAACCAAACCCUUUAAUUCUGCCUCAUUUUUUUUUUUAUUUAUAAAGUGAAGAUGGAAGAUGUAUUCCACUAUGCCAACUGGAAAUUAAUAAAAUCAGCAUUGAUUUGUGAAGUUAUAAACAAUGCCUGUUUGGUUGGGGCGAAAUGCUGUAUAGGGUUCUUCUCAACUACUUCAAAUGUUAAUAUGCUUUUGGUUUAAAAAAAAUUAGUAUUAUUAUUUUGAUAAUUUAGAAUAAUUAUUAGAAAUUUUUAUAAUUUUGUUUGCAGUAUGAACUAACCUUUAGUGACUUGCUAGGUGUUUCAUUGUAGCAGCAUGUGCAGAGUAGAGAGCUUUGGACGACACCAGCACUUUGACACCAAAGCCCCUGGACAGUACCAAGGAUCACAUCUUUCACAGAGAAUGUGCACGCUAUUUUUUUUAAGAGAUUAUUUAAAUAUGGGAAUACAGUUUAUCUGUAUUUCAGCUACAGAUUUAGAUAUGUACCCUGCACCCUGCGCUGCAUCCUGUGCAGGGUCCUUUUUGGUAAAUAACCAUUUCAAACAUGGCUGUGCUUGGACUGACAGCUUUGGGUGUCUUCAGUUUGAUGCAUUGAAUCCCCAGUGCCUACAUAGUAGCUCAUACAUUCUGAUAUAUGAAUGAAGCAAUGGACCAGAGUUGUAUUCUUACCAUGUUUGCCUCUAGGUUAAUACUGAUUUUACUAAGGCUGGGAAGUCAGGCCUGGAAGUGAUACUUUAUGUAAGGGGUCAAAUUCCACUGGUAUUAUUCUGCUGUUAUUCUAACUAAUGAGAUGCAAACCACAGCUCAAAAUACCAAUGAUUUUGACUACUAGUGAGGGAGAAACAAACCUAAAGCAGACCUGUCUUU
Messenger RNA from Cyprinodon tularosa, 4636 nucleotides. Its product is annotated as voltage-dependent calcium channel subunit alpha-2/delta-1. Gene Ontology annotation, cellular component: L-type voltage-gated calcium channel complex. The transcript is spliced from 41 exons. Gene Ontology annotation, molecular function: voltage-gated calcium channel activity. NCBI's taxonomy places the organism in Eukaryota, Metazoa, Chordata, Actinopteri, Cyprinodontiformes, Cyprinodontidae. The coding region runs from base 229 to 3525 and encodes 1098 amino acids. The record is from RefSeq and is a predicted model, not a curated record.